Messenger RNA from Lolium rigidum, 796 nucleotides. RefSeq lists its product as uncharacterized. The transcript has 2 exons. NCBI's taxonomy places the organism in Eukaryota, Viridiplantae, Streptophyta, Magnoliopsida, Poales, Poaceae. The coding region runs from base 145 to 609 and encodes 154 amino acids. The record is from RefSeq and is a predicted model, not a curated record.
AAUCUAACACAAUUCGCAAAAAGUUUACUUCUUCUUCCUCUUCAUCUUGGAGCCGCCACCGACCGGCCGCGUACUCCUCGCCGUCACCGUUCCAUUCCACACCUACCGCACUAGGAAAGAGUAGCUCGACGAGCAACCGAAUCCAUGGCGACGGCGCCGUGUCCUCUCCCUCACAGGUGUCUGCUCCUCCUCCACCUGGCCCUCCUCGCGUUCCUCUUGGCUGCGGCCCCGGCGGCCGAUGCGUGGACGGGGGAGAUCCGCGGCCGCGUUGUCUGUGACGUCUGCGCCGACUCUGCCAUCGGGCCGGAGGACCACAUCCUCGAAGGUGCCGAAGUUGCUGUUCUGUGCAUUACAAAAUCUGGUGAGGUCAUCAACUACCAGGCCUUCACAAACUCCAAGGGUAUCUAUAGUAUUGCAGAGACGAUGCCGGAGAGCGACCGGUGGGAGUCAUGCUUGGCAAGGCCCAUCAGCAGCUUCCACCAGCAUUGCACCAGGAGGGGCGAUGCACACUCUGGGGUCAAGUUCACAUACAACAAACAGUCAGGGAACUCGCACAACGUCAAGACAUUCCUCUACAAGCCUGUGAAUGUUCCUCUCUACUGUAGCUAAAUGACGAGUUGGCAAAUAUACAGGGUGUAUUCAUUACAGGGUUUGAUAUAGGUAAACGUGUACGAUGUGGAUAGGGAAUGUGUUGGCCGACCUGUUCUUGUAAUCAUCUGCUGCGUGUAGAUUGUUACUGAUGUCGUCGUUUGAAGUGAUUUGAUGCUGAAUGCAUAACGAUUGUGUAUUAUUACUA